Molecule: messenger RNA, 1890 nt
Organism: Gallus gallus (chicken)
Lineage: Eukaryota; Metazoa; Chordata; Aves; Galliformes; Phasianidae
Product: CMD-4
Source: RefSeq, marked predicted
GUUUUCAUCAGCAGGACAGUCUCAUACAGCUCGCUGCUCUAAAGGGAUGUGAGAGCUGGGGCUGGCUCUUGUCGUAAAUGUGUUUAUAUUUUCAGCGUAGGCUUUGUUCAGUUUCAGCUGGUGAAAUACAGGUAUGUCACACGUGCUGCACACCACUGCACAGUCAUUUCUAUCCUCAUCAACUGAGCGGCGCACACAAAUUUAGCUGUACAAGCUUUCAUUUUAUCUUCCUUUUCCCUCCUCUAAUUACUUAAAUUAUUGAAAUGAUAUCUAUUUCUAGUCUCAUGUUUAGUCUGUGAAAUGUCAGUAUGAAAUUAUGGCCUUAAUCGUGUAAAAUAUUUGUUUUGAGCAGACCUCAAACUCACUGACCAAGUACAAAAGAAUAAAAAGCACUACGGAGCAGUUUCUUGAAGGUGGUUUUAGUGAGGGCCUACAAAUGCCUAAUUUUUCAUGUCUUAAGUGCUUAAAUGUCGCUUGGUUUGAGAUUUUGAUAUGCCUAGCAAGAUGAUAUAGUAAAGCACUAUGAGCCAAAGAGACAGAAGUCAAGUGUUUUGAGUACCGCAGUAAUGGAAGGAGGACUGUAGCAUCAGAGGGAAAAAAACAGUUCUAACUUUCUCUGCUAAGACAAAGUUCUGGUUCACAACCUUAGCCAGAUACCCAAACCUGGUUUUCUGCUAUUCGUUUUACAUUAUCACGUGAAAAAGAAACAAAAAAUGUACAGUUGGCAGUUUUCCUCUUUGGGAGAUGAAAAUCAGAGUUGUCGUGGUAGGUACAAGUUGGCGUGUUCCUGUCUGGAGAGCUCCUGUGUGGGGGGAGGAUUUGCCCAGUGCUCCGCUGCGUCGUGCUGCUCGUUGGCAUGGACUGCAGGCACAGGCUGCAGUAAGUGUUUCAUCGAGAGUUGAUCCAAUCAUAAUAAUAUCACAUGAUGGCAGCAUUUGUGUUUGUCCUCGGAUUGGCACUCUGAGUUCACGCCUGGUAAAUGCAGUUCUUGUCAGCUCAUAGCGAAGUUUAAUUCAGGCUGUGCUUGAAAACAUGUGAUUGUUUAAUGAAAGUAAGCUGCGUACUCUAUGCCAAAGUAAGAGAAAGGGGUUGUAACUUACCGAGAAAAUAGUGUUGGUGGAGGUAAGAUUUACUAUGUUUAGGUCAGCCAAGAUGUAUUAACUGUUCCCGGAGUCUGACCUGCGGCACAUCCACAUGAAUUUAUAACUUUGGUGUUGUCUAAUACAUGGCUUUAAUACAUUCCGGUCCCCUUGUCUUACUUUCAGUAGGUGAACGCUGUGUAUUAAUGUUGCUCACUAAGAUGUACUAUAGCUUUUCUUCAGGGAAAACUCAGAAAUUGAGUUGCAAAUCGGAGCAAUGCAAAGUGAUCCCCGCCCGCAGGUGCCGGCUGCGGAUCCAGGGGAGCGAGGAGGGGCUCUGCAGGGAGCCGAGCAUCACACGGCAUCUCUGCCACUGUGCUUCACCAACCCAUGUUUGCCACUUCGCUGUGCUUUUGCAGGAGAAACCGGUAAUGGAAGAGAACAAAUUCAGCCACAUCGAGUCAGAGUAGGUCUUACAGCAUAGGGGUGCAAACUUUUUAUGUAUUUAAAGUUUCCAGUUCAAUUACUGAAAAUGACUACUAUAGUUUUACAAAGUAAAACUGCAGUAUCUUUAAAAAAGGGACUCUUUUGUAGGUGUUUCUGUCUUUGCGUGGGUAUUUGUCCUGAACUGAAUGUUGGGUUUGUUUGUAAGUAAAGUCAGAGCAGAGCCUGCGUGAGCAAAACAAACAGCUGUAUUCUGCUGCCCUCUGUCUGGACCACAUUGUUAAUCAGUAGUGUUACCUUAAACUUCCAAGGGUAUCUGAUGUAAUUGCAUUGUAUAACGGUUUACAAUAAAGUUGACUUAUUACAG